Molecule: messenger RNA, 9139 nt
Organism: Gadus chalcogrammus (walleye pollock)
Lineage: Eukaryota; Metazoa; Chordata; Actinopteri; Gadiformes; Gadidae
Exons: 6
Coding region: 6150-8774 (874 amino acids)
Biological process (GO): retrotransposition
Cellular component (GO): ribonucleoprotein complex
Molecular function (GO): single-stranded RNA binding
Source: RefSeq, a predicted model, not a curated record
AAGGGGAAUCCAUCAAAAAUAAAACGGAAAAGAAGCAAAAAGAGCGAGAGAAAAUGGGAGAUAGAAAGGGAGAUGAUAAGUCUGAAGCUGCUAACGAAGACAUGCUGGCUAACAUGAAGGCUGGCUUUGACAACGUGACUAGGCAGAUUGGGUCCAAUAGCGAGGAAAACAGCAAAGAAAUGAAGGACAUUCGAGAGAGUAUCCAGAAUUUGGGAAGUAUGCUGAGUCUAGAACUAGCCACUUUUAAGGUGGAGAUGAACAACAGAUUCGAGGCCUUCGACAGGGGAAGUGAAGCGCAGGGCAGAGAUAUCAUAGACAUUCAAGAGCGCGUCGUGGAGAACGAGGAAUGGAACGCAGAGCUGAAGGGGAUUCUCGCCUCUUCGCUCAAGCAGCAAAGGAGACUACAGGAAAAAGUAACAGACUUAGAAGGGAGAUCAAGAAGAAAUAAUAUUCGAGUUCGGGGAGUACCAGAGGGCACAGAGAAGGAUUCGGUACCCAAGUUUAUAGAGAAGUUGAUACGCGAGAAACGUAAGUUCGGGGAAGAUCCCGACCUACAAAUACAACGUGCUCACAGAGCGUUGGCACCGAAACCUGCCUCGAAUAAGAAUCCCAGAGCUAUCAUUGUCAACUUCCUGCAGUACCAAAUGAAGGAUGACAUCCUCAGAAAGGCCUGGCAGACAAAAAUUGCGAUUGGAGAAAAGAUGGUGACGUUCGACCACGAUUACCCAGCGGAGGUGGCUGCAAAGCGCCGUGGCUAUGCGGGUCUGAAGAGAGCUCUGAAGGGAAAAGGGAUUAAGUUCCUGUCACCUCUAACAUCAUUGAGAGUCCACUGGCAAGGAGGCGUUCAGACCUACGGCAGUCCACAAGAAGCUGCACGGGCGAUGGAGGAGAGGGGAAUGAAGGUGGAAGGUCUGGUCGAGAAGGAACAACCGUCGCUGGAGCAGCAGCUUGAAGCCGCUUAUAAAUGGCGCAGAGUUGGGGACCAGGAGACCGAAGUCGCUGGGAGAGCAAGGAAGGAGCUGAUGCGGUUUUCUCGGAAGGAGUAGACGAGAAUAAAUUAUCCUUGUAGCCGUUAACAUGGAACAGGCACGAACUUUCGCAUUUCCUAAUUUUUUUAAUUUUUUUUUACUCGUUGGUUCUCAAAGUUACGUAAGUAGCCUGUAGGCAUAUACUUUCCUAUAUGCCUAUGUGAAAUGGGGAGAGAUAAUGAACCCCAGUCUACCAUGGGAGAUCACUUUUUUCUUUACUGUUUAGUUAGAAUAGCUGUUGCUGAGGUUUUUUAUGUGUCCAUGUUUAGCUUAUGGGUAAUGAAAGUGCACUGGGGAACUGAUGUAUAAUGCAGCAUGAAGGUGUUAAAGUGGUAUCAGUGAAUGUGAAUGGGCUGAGUAGUCCAAUUAAAAGGGCAAAGUUUAUGGCCAAAUUCAAAAAAGAAAAAUUACAAGUGGUGUUUCUACAAGAGACACAUUUGUCUACAGAGGAACAUGAGAAACUAAAGAGGUUUGGGUACAACAAUACGUUUUAUAGCACUUUCCACAAACAAAACAAUAGGAGAGGGGUAGCCAUAUUAAUAACAAAUUGUACCAAAUUUGAACUUGGAAAAGAAAUAUGUGACAAGGAGGGAAGAUAUAUAAUGAUAAAGGGUAAAUUAGAGGGACAAAGAGUGACAUUGAUCAAUGUAUAUGCACCCCCAGAUAGCAAGAAAACCUUCUUUAAAUCAUUAUUUGACAUCAUUAAUGAAGAACUAGAGGGGAUCUUAAUAUGUGGAGGGGACUUCAAUAUGGUGAUGAACUACCAUCUAGAUACAACUAGCACAAAGAAGAAUAGGACAUGGCUUAAUAGAUAUAUGAAUAUACAACUGGUUGACUUGGGAAUGGCAGACGUUUGGAGAGAACUACAUCCCUUGGAGAGAGACUACACACACCACUCCGUCCCACACCAAAUGUAUUCAAGGUUGGACUAUUUCUUCAUGACAAAAGGAGACAUGCAUAGGGUUGAGGAAUGUAGGAUUGGGGUAGCAGAUUUAUCAGACCAUAACGCAGUCUACAUGACAAUACAUUUAAACAAGAGAAGGAGAACUACAGUGUGGAGGAUGAAUGUGGGGAUUCUGAUUCUGAUAAAGACCCGGUAGAAAGAAUAAAAAAAAAUAUAAAUAGGUAUAUAGAGGAAAAUGAUAAUGGGGAGGUAGAUCCAAACAUUCUUUGGGAUGCGCUUAAGGCCGUCAUUAGGGGGAACUUGAUAGCUCAGACAACUCUGCUGAAGAAAUCCAGACUAGUAAAUUACCAGACACUAAUUGGACGUUUAAAGGACUUGGAGAGAAAACAUAAUGCCACAAGUGACCCAGAGAUACUUAGACAAGUGAAAGAAACAAAGAAUAAAAUUGAUAAUAUACUACUGACAGAAGUGGAAAAGAAAGCUAGAUUUGUUAAACAAACCUAUUAUGAGGGAGGUUCCAAAGCAAGCAGAUUAUUGGCUAGACGCAUAAGAAAACAACAAGCAUUGAAUACCAUAUACAAAAUUAGAGAUCCACAAACUAAUGAUUUGCUUACCGAACCGGACGAAAUUGAGAGAGUAUUCAGAGAAUAUUAUCAAAACUUAUACACACAACCAGAAGCGGCAGACGAACAAGAUAUGGAAAACUUCCUAGACAGGUUGGAACUACCGUCAAUAGGGGAAGAGCAGAAUACAUUAUUGACGGCAGACAUCACAGAGGAGGAGAUGGAAAGGGCCAUCUCUAGAUUGAAGAACAAUACCAGUCCGGGAAGUGACGGGCUUCCUUCAGUGUUCUACCGUAUAUUUAGAAAAGAGUUGACCCCGGUGUUGUUGGCCUCAUUUAGGUACACAAUUAAGGAAGGGAAAAUCCCUCCUUCAUGGAAGGAGGCCAUUAUCACAACCAUACCCAAAGAGGGCAAAGAUAAAGAGCACUGUAGUAGUUAUAGACCAAUAUCAGUACUGAACGUGGACUACAAGAUGUUUACAUCAAUUAUUUCCAAAAGAUUUGAGACAUUCAUGACUGACAUUAUAGACGAAGACCAGUCCGGCUUUAUUUCAGGAAGACAGACACAGGACAAUAUUAGGAGGAUGAUACACAUUGUAGAAGAGACUCAACGAACAAAGAAUAGUGCAAUUUUAGUUAGUGUAGACGCGGAGAAAGCAUUUGAUAGUGUCAACUGGAUUUACCUAUAUAAGGUGUUAGAAAGAUUUGGUCUCAAUAAGGAAUCUGUCAAGUGUAUUAAAACAUUAUAUCAAGAGCCGACUGCUAGGAUCAAGGUGAAUGGUAGUCUCACAGACUCUUUUGGUCUGGGAAGAUCUACUAGACAUGGGUGUUGUCUCUCUCCAACUCUCUUAGCAAUAUUCAUAGAGCCAUUGGCACAGGCGAUUAGGCAGAACCAGGAUAUCAGAGGGGUGAAGGUGAAUGGUACUGAACAUAAGAUAGGGCUAUUUGCGGAUGAUGUGGUAGCCUACUUGGAGCGACCAAGUGAAUCCUUCCAUGCAUUGAUGAACCUGUUGGAGGAGUAUGGGUAUUACUCAGGAUAUAUACUUAAUGUUACCAAAACACAGAUCUUGGCCAUAAACUAUACCCCUACACCAGAGUUAAAAAAGAAAUAUAAAAUUAAAUGGAAUUCAGAAACAAUUAGAUAUCUGGGAGUGAACAUCACGAAGGGAGUUUGAUCUUAGUUCAAGGAUAGAAAUAAUUAAGAUUAAUGUAUUACCGAGGCUAUUGUACCUCUUCCAAACUCUGCCAGUAAUGAUACCACCGAAACAGUUCAUGGAGUGGGAUAGAUGGAUAUCCAGGUUCAUAUGGGGGGGUAGGAGGCCAAGAAUUAGAUUUAGCACCAUGCAGCUCCACAAGGACAAAGGGGGCAUGGCUGUACCGAAACUACAAGACUACUUCUAUGCUGCACAACUCAGGGCUGUAACAUGCUGGUGUAAUAGAGAAUAUGUAGCUAGAUGGAAGGAUAUAGAAAUGAAGGUUGAGGCUAGCCCCAUACAAAUAUUAAUGACCGAUAGGGAAUUGUUUAAAAGGGAAGAGAGAUUGUUAGACCCGAUAACUAAAUUCACAUUGUGGACUUGGCACUUGGUAGUGAGAAAGUAUGGAAUAGAGAAUGAAAUAAGGCCUCUGAGGUGGAUAACCCAUGACAAAAGAUUCAAACCAGGAAUAAGUGAUUUGGGCUUUGAGAGAUGGGCAAAUAGGGGUAUUACAGCAAUAUGCACACUAUUAGAGAAGGGUAAAUUGCAGAGUUUUCAGGCUAUAAGGGAGAAAUUUGAUUUGGAAGCAAAUGACCUCUUUCGGUAUUUUCAGGUGAGGGAUUAUUAUUUAAAGGAAAUAAAGUUAAAAGAACCCAAAGAACAGAACAUGAUUAUUACAAUAAUGAUAAAUGCAUAUGAAGGGAGAAAAUGUAGAGUGAUCUCAGCCCUAUACCAAGCUCUAGGGUCCAGUGGGGGAAAUGCAACUGUUUAUAUUAAAGAAAAAUGGGAAAAAGAAAUUGGAAUAGAAAUAACAGAAGAUGACUGGUAUACUGUGUGCAAGGGCCAACACUCAGCCACCAUCUCUAGGAUAUGGCGAGAAUUUGGAUGGAAAAACAUUAUGAGGUAUUUCAUUACACCAAAGAUUAAGGGGAGAUACGCACCAGACCAGAAACCAUGUUGGAGGUUGUGUGGUCAAAUGGAGGCAGACCAUACACAUGUGUUUUGGAAAUGUCAAAAGAUGAAAGGAUACUGGGAGGGAGUGUGGAGUGUGCUGAGGGAAAUAUUGGGAUAUGAGAUACCAAAAACUUGUCUUGUAUUAUACUUGGGGAACAUUCCACAAGAGGAGGUACAAGGAGGGGAUAAAUACCUGGUGAAAGUAUUAUUAUUGGCCAGCAGGAAGGCAAUUACAAGGGCCUGGUAUAAAGUAGACCCCCCUACUAAAGAACAGUGGCUGAGUAUUGUGGAGGAGAUCUAUGACAUGGAGAGAUUUACACAUACCCUUAGAAUGCAGGUUGAACAGUUUGAAGGAAAAUGGGAGAAAUGGAAUUAUUACAGAAGGGGUGAGGGUGAUACCACUACUAUUCAUAGUAGUGGUAUUUCAUGCAAUCAGUAGUUCUCUAGGCAGAAUGGUCAAAUCAAAUAUAGCAAAUUAAAAAGGCUUUUUGAAGAGAAAACCCUUCUUGAUCAGAAAUAGCAAUUAAAAUUGCUUUUAAAGGCUAUUGCCAAGGAAUAACAGCGCUUUAGAAGUAGAAGGUAGCAAUUAGAAUUGCUUUUGAUUCAAUGGAUGGCCAAGGAAUAUGCUCUUCGGAAGUUCAGUAGAUUUCAGCUGAUAGAUUUCUGUGGGAAGUAGCAGGAACCUUCUUGCUUCAGAAAUUUCUGAGAGUGAAUUCUUUCAAAAUCAGUCCAGUAUUUAUGAUGCAAUGAUGAGUCUUUGCUCAUUGGUUAACAGAGCCCCAGUGCAGUGAAGCCCCACCUUUAUUCAUGUGCUGCUUUAGAAAUUGUCAAUGGGCCAUUCAAAUUGGUUUCACAUCUUUCAGGGAAGGGCUAGGGCUGGUUUCACUCGAAGAAAUUAUGCAAAACUGCAUUGCAGUGCCACAGUUGCUCUGUGUGUGAAUGAAAUGCAUCAAUUUAUGUACAGACACAAUUAUUAUCUUUUCCAGACCUUGGGGAAUGUGUGAUUGAAAUGAUGAAUCAAAUGUGGAGAAAAAGCCAAUCUUGGAAAAAGUCUGCAAGUUUGCUGAAGUUUAACCAAAAUGAGAGACACAUCUUCAAAAACACAGGUAAGAACACGCCCCUUUCAGCUUGCAACAAUAGCUUGUGGGGGGAGGAGCUCUAUGCAACAGGCAUUAUAAAUACUGGAAUUUCAUGGUGAAGAAUUUACUUUCAGGAUUUUCUGAAGCAAGAAGGCUGUUGCCAUUUCCACUGGUCUCAUCUUGAAAAUGCAUCAAAGGUAAGCCUUUCUUUUAUUUUUCAUGAAAAUAUGUUGAUAUGAUCUGUAGAUAUAGAAUACACUCAGCUCUUCAUGAUCUACAAAAAAGUAAUAUCUGAAUUAUUUUCUCUCUUCACAUACUGAAAAUUGUAUAGGGGUAUUACUUUAUUAUUUUGUAAUAUUUGAUAUAGUACCAUUCUCCUUUUUACAUUCCAUGCUUUGUAAUGCCUUGUAUGUAAUGCCCUGCUAAGUAAUGCCUUUUUUUUCUAAUUCAAGUAAAACAGCAAACAGGCACUACUUGCUCUGUCCACGCUGUCUCAAAACACAAGCAAGCCUGUCUGUCCAUUUGCGGAGGGUAUGCUUGAAGGAUGGCUCUGAUGCAGCUGUUAAUGCCAUUGUUGACAAAGCAAAGCACGAUGCAGCUGAGCUCCUACAGAAAGGCAGAAUUUUCAAAUAUUCAGAUCUCACUGCAAUUACGUCAGAUGAAAAUACACUCAAAAGACUGGUUGAGGAGCUGAAACGUCACCAUUUGGUUGUGACUGGAGAACCCUGCCCCCCGGCAGAAGCCAACACCGAGCCGUUAGCUGCUCAGACACUGCCCAAUGAUGAUGAUGCUGAAGUAGGACCAUCAGCUGCUGAAACAUCUUCUUCAGAGGAAAGCAGCUCUGCUGCCUUAGGCGAGGGAAACAACUGUGACUUUUCCAGGGAGAGUGCAAGUAGCAGUAGUCCCAACAGAAAGACCCGUUCUGGUACUGCUGCAAAGUCAAAGUCAGAAUCAACAUUUGACAUCCUACAAAUAAAGUUUCCGGUAACAAUUGCUGGGCCUAAACCACACAGGUCCACAUCCACUAGGCCAACCACGAGCCUUCUUGAAUGUCAUCAGGAGGCUCCUGAUGACAUGGCUGAUGAGGCUCCUGAUGAAACUCAAGAAAACAUUAAAGGAGCAAAGUAUUCUGCAGCUGUGAAGCAAUCCAUGUAUGAAAAAGGCCUUUACAAUCGACAUUCUCUGGAUCACCCACUCCUUCAAGCCUUCGCAAUGCACCUGAACAAAGAAAAAAACAUUCAAAACUACAAACAGGAGGUUGAAAAUGUUUCCCGGUUUCUAUAUUUUGUUAACAACGAGGAAGCAUCCCUUCAGUUUGUCUAUCAGAGACAGAAACUGGAUGUUUUCCUCAAGGAAAUCACUGGCCUGACUAAGAGAACACAGUCAAAUUACCUCAAGUCCUUGAAAAGAUUCCUGAAUUUUCACACGGACAGAACCAACCUUCAUAGUAUGGAUGCAGACCUCCAUGAAGAGUGCACAGAAUAUAGUCGUGUCCUCACAUCUACGCUGAGACUCCUGAGCAAGCAGGCAAAGAAGGAGAUCUUCCAGAAAAGGCACGCCUUUCUGAUGGACGAAAAUGCGUUGACAACUGAAGACUGUCAGGUUGUAUUGGUCCAGGCCAAGGACCCAUUCUUGGCAUGUAUGGAUAAACUGUCUAAAGAUGAUGCUGUCGUAUUGGAUUCUGCAGAUGAAACGCUUGUGUUGUACUACCUUGAAGCUGUUGUGAUUCUAGGACACGUUCAAAGGCCGAGUGUCGUGCAGAACAUGACUGUGAGUGAGUGGUUAUCCAGGGACAAAGCCAUCUCAAAAGAGACAGGUGAGCCACUUUGGGUAGUCGGAGUAAAGGAACACAAGACAUCAACGCAACAGGUGGCGACAUUUGCGCUGUCAAAGGAGGAGGAGCACUGGUUUGAUUUGUACUACAAACGGUUGCGGCCAGGCUUCCAGAGGGCCGCCAGGAAACGAAAGAGGGAUGAGGAUGAGACUGAUCCAAAAGAUUUCUUCUUCCUCUCCAGCGUAGGGAGGCAGAUUCACCGCCCCUCAACUGACCUGAGCCGGCUGGAAAAAAAGUUCGCUGUCCCAGCGGUGACCAGCCAGAUGGCCCGCAGAAUCCAUGAGACUGCAACAAAGGACAUGCCCAGUUCAUCAAAAACAUUGGUGGCCAGUUACCUUACUCAUACCAAUGCAACAGCAGAGCAGCAUUACCGCUACAAGACAACUGAGAAUAUUUUAGAGGGCAACAAAACUUUGAUUGCUUUAGCUGCUGCAACGUCUUCUUCAGAGGAAAGCAGCUCUGCUGCCGAGGGAAACAACUGUGACUUUUCCAGGGAGAGUGCAAGUAGCAGUAGUCCCAACAGAAAGACCCGUUCUGGUACUGCUGCAAAGUCAAAGUCAGAAUCAACAUUUGACAUCCUACAAAUAAAGUUUCCGGUAACAAUUGCUGGGUCUAAACCACACCGGUCCCUUUUGGAGGUGGAUGACGUUAGCUGGCGAAAAGCAUAUGACUGUUGGCUGCAUGGGCAGCAGAAACUACGACAAGAAUACGUUCGCUCAAAAUUCCCUUGGCGUCAACCAUCAACAAAGUCUCUCCAAAAGUUGAUUAAAAAUCAGGGAUGGGAUGGCACAACAGACACCAUGCAACUUCUCCGCAGUUGGAUACCCUCUGGAUCUGGUGAAAAUAUCAUGGACUGCACAGCAAUUCAGAAACUUGAAAAGAAUCAGAGAUGGAAAGGACUUCGUACCCAACAAUCUGAAGGGCAGGGCACAAGCGUCAUGGCAAAACGCAAGUUUCGUGUUGGUGAAGUGGUGUGUGACUACCAUGCGGCUGUUGUCACAGUAAGUGAUGGCAAGGAGGACAGCAGAUGUGAUUGCCACACCAAGCAGCCGCCAGGCAAAUUAAUCAAGUACUCCGAAAAUAACUCAAACGUAACGCCCAAACAUUGCCCUUUGGUAUUGAAUGGAGAGAGAAUGCAUGUGACUCUUUUUCUUGCAACCAAGAUUAUUUCUCCAGAUGAAGAGGUGUUGCUCCCUCUUAGUUUCAAAGGAACUCUUUGAUAUACUCUUAAAGCUUACAGGGCAUCUGCCUUCAGAGACACAUAUGACAUGUCCCUGGUUGGUGAAAUGUUUCAUAUGUGUUUUUGUUGGUGCUGAUGGCUUGUUCAGGGAAAGCUUGUGUAGCUUAAAAUUGAGGAUUUGUUCUAAUUAACUUGGUUUUGUAUUGUACAUGUGAUAAAUGUUUUUUCUUCAAAUAAAGGCUUGCGUAAUUUCACCUCAAGUGUCUCUCUCUAUGUUGACACCUCACACCUCACCUGACACUUGGCAUCUUAAGUGUCUCUCACACACAGCUCACUCUACCUGCAGCAGCCCCUCCCCCUCCCCCUUCCCCUUCUCAUGACAGGCAGCUGAGGAACAGCUUGGCA